AUGAGUGAGGGAGCUGAGGUCAAUAAGGAGGAUAAUGGUGGUGAGACUGCGUUACACCAUGCUGCUAACAGUGGUCAUAUAGACGUUAUCAAAUAUCUGAUCACUGAGGUCAAUAAGGAGGAUAAUGAAGGCGAGACUGCAUUACACCAUGCUGCUAGGAAAGGUCAUAUUGACGUUAUCAAAUAUCUGAUCAGUGAGGGAGUUGAUUUCAAUCAGGAGAAUAAUGAUGGUGGGACUGCAUUACACCUUGCUGCUAACAAUGGUCAUAUUGACGUCAUAAAAUAUCUGAUCAGUGAGGGAGCUGAGGAGAAAAAUGAUGGUGGGACUGCAUUACACCUUGCUGCUAACAAUGGUCAUAUUGACGUCAUAAAAUAUCUGAUCAGUGAGGGAGCUGAGGUCAAUAAGGAGGAUAAUGGUGGUGAGACUGCGUUACACCAUGCUGCUAACAGUGGUCAUAUAGACGUUAUCAAAUAUUUGAUCAGUAAGGGAGCUGAGGUCAAUAAGGAGGAUAAUGGUCAUGGUACUGCAUUACACCGUGCUGCUAACAACGGUCAUAUUGACGUCAUCAAAUAUCUGAUCAGUGAGGGAGCUGAAGUCAAUAAGAAGGAUAAUGAAGGCGAGACUGCAUUACACCAUGCUGCUUGGAACGGUAAUAUUGAUGUCAUCAAAUAUCUGAUCAGUGAGGGAGUUGAUUUCAAUCAGGAGAAAAAUGAUGGUGGGACUGCAUUACAUCUUGCUGCUAACAAUGGUCAUAUUGACAAUGGUCACAGUGACGUCAUCAAAUAUCUAAUCAAUGAGGGAGCUGAAGUCAAUAAGGAGGAUAAUAAUGGUUUGACUGCAUUACACUGUGCUGCUUGGAAAGGUCGUAUUGACGUCAUAAAAUAUCUGAUCAGUAAGGGAGCUGAGGUCAAUAAGGAGGAUAAUCGUGGUUGGACUGCAUUACACCUUGCUGCUAACAAUGGUAAUAUUGACGUCAUCAAAUAUCUGAUCAGUGAAGGAGCUGAGGUCAAAAAGGAGGAUGAUGAUGGUCGGACUGCAUUACACCGUGCUGCUGAGAAAGGUCAUAUUGACGUCAUCAAAUAUGUGAUCAGUGAGGGAGCUGAGGUCAAUAAGGAGGAUAAUCGUGGUUGGACUGCAGUACACCAUGCUGCUAACAAUGGUAAUAUUGACGUCAUCAAAUAUCUGAUCAGUGAGCGAGCUGAGGUCAAUAAGGAGGAUGAUGGUGGUCGGACUGCAUUACACCGUGCUGCUGAGAAAGGUCAUAUUGACGUCAUCAAAUAUAUGGGAGCUGAGGUCAAUGAGGAGGAUAAUUGUGGUAGGACUGCAUUUCACCAUGCUGCUUGGAACGGUAAUAUUGAUGUCAUCAAAUAUCUGAUCAGUGAGGGAGCUGAGGUCAAUAAGGAGGAUGAUAGUGGUGUGACUGCUUUACACUUGACUGCUGAGAAAGGUCAUAUUGACAUCAUCAAAUAUCUCAUCAGUGAGGGAGCUGAGGUCAAUAAGGAGGAUAAUCGUGAUCGGACUGCAUUACAACAUGCUGCUAACAAUAGUCUUAUUGACGUCAUCAAAUAUCUGAUCAGUGAGGGAGCUCAUGUCAAUAAGGAGGAUAAUGGUGGUUGGACUGAAUUACACCGUGCUGCUUGGAACGGUAAUAUAGACGUCAUCAAAUGUCUGCUUAGUGUUACAGGUGAGGUGAAUCGAAACGCAGAAGAUCAACACGCAUUGCUCCUUAAGGGUGACCCUCUAGAGGUGAAUAAAGCAGACAAUGAAGGGAGAACAGCAUUACACAUCGCCGUUCAGCAUGGUUGCAUUGACGUUGUUAAAUUCCUGCUUAUAAGUGGAGCACGAAGUGACACAGAAGACAAU
This is a messenger RNA of Lytechinus variegatus (green sea urchin), 1863 nucleotides long. Its product is annotated as ankyrin repeat domain-containing protein 50-like. The annotation marks the transcript as partial. NCBI's taxonomy places the organism in Eukaryota, Metazoa, Echinodermata, Echinoidea, Temnopleuroida, Toxopneustidae. The transcript has 5 exons. The record is from RefSeq and is a predicted model, not a curated record. Gene Ontology annotation, molecular function: protein binding.